AAAAAAGUUUUUAUUAAAUUCAAGUUUCAGCUUCUGAGAAGCUAGAAUAUCUUUAAGUUGGUUGUCUUGAGUUUCUUGAGCUGAGUGAAAAUCUUUGAAGUCUGAAGUCUGUGUAACUUUCCCAACUGAGACAAAUUAGAGAAUGUCUGAGCCACUAGGUGAGAUUUUGGGAGUUACAGAGAAAAGCCACCUUGAUGAUAUAUCGAGAGUUAGCCCUGUACCAUUGCCAACAUCCAGACUGGUGCGUGUGAUCCACAAUGAGCACAACUACAAUUUUAUCCUGCCAGAUAUUCUGCCAGAAAAUAAGCUCUAUUUGCAACCUAAUCGCACUCUGCGUCAGUUGGUCUGUGCCAUGCAUGACAAAAUCAAUCCCGGCCAGUUGGGUCAACUUUCGGUUGCAAAAAUGGAGGAACAUAUACGUAAGGCCGACUUGAUCCAGCGACGACUGCGUCGAUUCCUCGCCAGCGACCGCAGAUUCAUCGACUUCAGUCCAAUGUCGUCAAUGCACGAGGCGAUUGUGGAGCAGCUGGCCGAGGAAAUGCACUGUCCGACUAGAUUUUAUGCUACUCAAGAUGGUAGUAGGUACUUGGUAGUUUACCAGCCGGGAAUAGGACCCAACCGAUUCGAGCUAACAGCUCGCCAAGGUGUCUCCGGCAGGAAAGUUGAGCUCUAUUCUCCGGAAGUUGAAGAAAAGCAGAUCAGGAUGUCCUCGGGGGGCCAAAAUCCCUCCUGGCACCAGAAAACACAGCAGGAGGAUCUCCAGAUGGCGGAGUUCUCAGUCCGUUUGGGACGCAAUAUCCUGGACAAGUUCAAUGCCAGCAGCCAACAAAUCAGGCACAGUUUGCGACCUAAGCGCAAAAGUAAGGAAAAUAUCAAGUCAUAA
Molecule: messenger RNA, 883 nt
Organism: Drosophila rhopaloa
Lineage: Eukaryota; Metazoa; Arthropoda; Insecta; Diptera; Drosophilidae
Exons: 2
Coding region: 143-883 (246 amino acids)
Molecular function (GO): nucleic acid binding
Source: RefSeq, a predicted model, not a curated record